CUUGACCGUCCGUCCUCACGGCCCCGCAGUCAAAGAGCGGCUGCUGCUUCUGCUUCCACUUUACACGCGACGAAACGGAGCUCCCUCCCUGCAGCAACAUAGUCGCGAAGGGCCUGGCGUCUCGUGGAGGUAGGACCCCCAACCUGGAGCCUCUCCCUGGGGCUGGCCCUGUGCACCUGCCGCCCAGAUGUCGACCAGGCCUGGGUUUCCGCUGUGGGGCUCAGGAUCACGCGAGGGAUUCACGGAUGAGCAGGUAUCCUGCACCCUAACCUCCUCCCGGCCCUUCCAGGGGGCCCGUCUACACCAGAGGCCCCUCAGCUCCCUGACAUGAGCCUCCGGCAAAGACCCUCCUCAUCCCUCUGCUGGCGAGCAGCGUCUCUCCCCGGGCACCUGCCCGCUCCGGGGCCUCCCCCUGGGCAAGGCUCCUGCGGCCCCCGCCCCUGUCCCUACCCCCACCUGAGUGGUGCGAGCCCCUCCUCCCUCUCCCUCGUCAUCGGGAUGCACACUACCCCCCAGGGCACAUUCUCUGCGUGGACCCCUCAGGUCUCCGUCCCACCCUCCCGCCCCAGCUAGAACGUACGUGCCAGGAGGGCGAAAUGCUGUUUGGGGCACGACUUUAUGCCGACAGCCCGGGGUUCGUGCACACAGUAGACACUCAAUAAAUCUUGAGCGGAAGGAGAUUAAUCAGCACAGCACUUCACCAAAACACAAGUGGCCUCCAUGAGGGAGAGGGAACUAGAAUUUAGUUCCACUGCCCAGCUAAUAAUGGUGGCUGGGCUGAGGACGUCGGCCAGGGCAGAGACUGGAGGUUGGGGGCGAGGGGCCAGGAAGUCUGAGGUCUCCUCCCCUAUCCACCACCCCCCGCUCACUACUAAUGUGACCAGGUGUCCGCCCCAGAGUCAGGAAGGAGAGCCGGCCAGAGGUGACAAUAGGGCUCCUGUGCGACGGGGAGGGCAGGGACUCAGGCAAAUGAGCGGGGCGCGCAGAUAUAGAGGCGCGUGGGCGGUCUGCACUCUGCUUCCACGGGGUGCUGGCCACGAUGGAGGGCGGCCUGAAGCAGCCCGGCCAGGGGAAGGGCCCCAAAGAGGUGGGGGACAGCCAGGCCCUGGCCAAGCUGCAGGAGCUGGCCUGGACGUGGUUCAUGGAGACACAGGCGCCCCUCAUUCUGCACGACGGAGCCCUGCCCCCCUGGUUUCACGGAUUCGUCACCCGCAAGCAGACGGAGAAGCUGCUUGGGGACAAAGCUCUGGGCUCCUUCCUCAUCCGCCUCAGCGACCGGGCCACCGGCUACAUCUUGUCCUACAGGGGCAGUGACCGCUGUCGGCACUUUGUCAUCAACCAGCUCCCCGACCGGCGCUACCUCGUCUCGGGGGACACGUGCAGCCACGGCACGCUGGCCGAGCUUGUGCGCCAUUACCAGGAGGUCCAGUUUGAGCCUUUUGGGGAGACCCUGUCUGCUGCCUGCCCCCGGCCGGAGGACAGCGAUCUGUACGAUGCCAUCACCCCUGGCCUGGAAAAUCCGCCUGCCACGGCGUCCGCCCCGGGGGGCCCAGUCGAGGCUGCCAGCCCCUGCCCCUGUCCAAAGCCACCCGUGUCCUUCCUCCACACAAAGAAGAACCUGGACAUGAGUUCCUGCAGCUUCUCUGAGGACGAAUGCAUGGCGGUCCCUGUCAGGGUGCCUCCCCUCCCUGAGAGGAGUGCCCUCCUUCUGGACGAGUCUUUCGGAAGCCCCAGCGACAUCAUCUACUCAGACCUGAGGAAGAUGAACCAGGCACGGCCAGGCCUGGGCGCGGAGGUGUCCAGCAGGCACGGCCUGGGCCCAGUUGGCAGCCUGGCUUGCUCCCCAGGCAAGGGGCCCCCGAGGAGAUGCUCGGAUGGAGGCCGGGACAGGCCUGACGGCCCAGGGCCCGCCCUCUCUGGGGUGAGCCCAGACCGGGGUCCUGUGGUGCCUCCCACUUCCCGGGGCUACCUCCCGGCCCCCCCUUCUGAGGCCCUAGGACCCUCUGCUGCCACCUGGAGCCAGGCGUCCCCAAAGCUGAGCCACAGGGCUCAGCCCUGCUCCCAGGACAGCCCGGCAGACGCCUACGAGCUCCUACAGACGGCAGGUCCCCCACCAGAGCCCGGCGACGUGCCAGACCAAGAAGGCGGCACCUGGGCACCGGCCCCAGUUUGCUGGGGCAGCUCGGCUGGGCCCCCGUGUCCUGGAACAGGCGCCCCGUCCAGCAAGCUGCCAGGAUCCACAGUCUACGGUUACGAGAGGCUCUCGGGGGCCCCGGGGCUCCCCGAGCCCAGAAACACCUAUGAACAAAUCCCGGCAGCCAGGAGCAAGGAGACCGGACAGACACACAAGCCCGACAAACACCGGAGGAUCUUCUUCACAGACAAGAAGCACAGAGCCUGAGGAGUGCCUGCCGGAGGGCCUGCCGGGGGGCCCGCGGCCCACCCCCGCCUCCCCAGUGCCCCCCGCUGGCCCCAAGAGGGGUGGAGGCCCGGGAGGUGGGGGACUGACCACAGGUAGGGUCAGCACCCCCAUCCCCAAGGUGAGCACCCUGAGGCCUGGGCUCGCUGACCGGCCCGCCCCUCCCCCCACCCCGCUGACCGUCACCGAGCACGCGGCCAGCCCUGCGCUGGGGCGGCCGUUCUGUCGGGCUGGGCAAGGCCACGCGGUUGUUCCUCAGACCCAGGCCGGUUCCCUCCUGUGGCCCCGUCAGCAGAAAGGGGCGGCCGGCCGGCCGGAGCCACGCCGGGGAAGUCCUGGCCUGAGGCAACAGUUCUGACCCUGGAGGGCCGGGCUCCCGGGGGCAGCCCCCCUUGGCCCUUCUCUGCCCCCCGCCCAUCCCAGCCGGAUCAUGCAGGCCGGGCAGCCCUGACCCAAGCCCUUCCUGGCGCGGACAGGAAAUCCCAGGCCCGGAGGGGAGCGGGAAGCUGCCUGACAUGACGCCGACAGCCUGCACACACACACCCGUAAAGCAGGCCGGGCCCGGCUGGCUGCGGGGCUCAGCCCGGGUGCACGCCUGGGCCACCCUCACCUGCCCUCUGCCUCCGGCCGGUCUUGGCCUCUCCGGCUAGUUCUCAGACCUCUCCCCUGAGACCCAGACCCGACGGGCGGCCCGACCGGGCGAUCGGCUCUGGACGCAGGCGCUCCUGUCUCCUGCUCUCCCUGGGUCCCCACCCAUAGGGUCCCUCUUGCCCACGCGUCCCCCUCGUGUAAGACUGAGCAGGCGGCGGAGGCAGAAAGCCGACUGACCCUCCCCAGAGGGAGUGCUGUGGCCCCCGCCCGUGUCCCCGAGCUGGCUCAGGCCACGCCUGUGGACUGUGGUGGCCUGUGCCGCUGAGAGGCCCCCUCCAGGGGCCUUAUAGGACAAGGGUACAGCCAGCAGCCCCAUUCAGACACAUGGUUAGCAAACGCUCCAUAAAUUGUCACUGGAACGACCACGGUCAUGAGGGAAAUGGACACGGUUGUCACCUUGGGGAUCUGGGGCACCAAUGUGUUUUCCUCCCAAAGGCACAAAGGUUGAAAUAAAAGUUCCUGCCCAAA
Prionailurus viverrinus (fishing cat) is the source of this 3538-nucleotide messenger RNA. RefSeq names its product SH2 domain containing 7 (gene SH2D7). Gene Ontology annotation, cellular component: cytoplasm. The transcript is spliced from 6 exons. The record is from RefSeq and is a predicted model, not a curated record. Lineage: Eukaryota; Metazoa; Chordata; Mammalia; Carnivora; Felidae. Bases 1040 to 2401 code for a protein of 453 amino acids.